UUGUGAUAAUGGAAACCAAAAAAUUGAUUGGUAAACCGCUUCAACCAGCAAGACCUGUUCGUCAUCUGACUUCUCCCCCUGGAGCAGUAUUCCCUUUCAACUUUCAAAACGAAUAUCCGUGCAAAACUCAGUGCUUACAAAGCGGAGUUAGCAGAUGUAAAACGAAUGGAAUGCAAGCCUUUUCUCAAGGUCAUAAUGAACCACAGCAACAUCAGUCUCCAGUUAAAAAAGAGAGAAUUAAAUACAGCAGAGAUUUCCUGUUGAAGCUCUCAAGUGUUUCCAUCUGCAGAAAAAAACCAGACUUUCUGCCUGAUCAUCCCAUUGUACUUCAAAAACCAGAAAACCACCCAAGUUUUAAGUAGCAUUUUAAGAACAGAUGAAUUUGAACAUAAAGAAUUACUCGUUUUAUAUUUUGGACACCUGCAAAUGAAGUGGACCUAGUAACAAUAACUGUAAUGGACUGUGACAGUUCAGCUUAUUUUUGAUGGUUGGGUAUUUGGUUUCUCCCUAAAAUGAGAAAGAUAUUUUAAAGUAUAAAGAAUUUUCUAAUCAGUUUCAACUUUGCAGGCAGUUUCCUGCAUAAAUUGGGAAGUAACACUGGAAAGUAGGAAUUCGGUUAGCAAAGUGGGAAGACUGUAUUUAUAAUUUGCAUGCUACUUGCAUUUUUUUUGUUUUUCAUCUCUUGUAAUAAUGGAAUGGAAAUGUAAGCUGUAAAGAUUCCCAAAUAUAAAGUAUUUGCUAUGAUGUAUAUAUGGUACAUAAUUUCUUGUUGCUUUUAAAGUUGCUUUUGUUCUGUUUGCCACUGAUUUCAUACCAGCAUUUUGAAAGGCUCUUUACAAUCUCUCCAGAGGCUUGGGAUGAUUCAGGAUGUUCAAUGCAUAGUUCUCCAUGACAGGAAACAGAAUCUUUUAAUAGGCAGUUCUUUGGUCUCUAGGUUUUCGAUAGCAUUAAGAUUCAUAAUUACUAGCAGAGAUUGACAAUUUGGAAACCAGGAAACUGAAGGUGGAGAAUAGCUGCUACUUGUUGUGUCUAAUCAGACUACAUGAACAGAAGUUGGGCGAUUGCAAAAUAAAACUGAUAUUUUUAUCUCCAAAGAGGAAAAAUUUAGGCAUUUGCAAAUAAUUGAGGUGCGUUAAGUUUCAAUUCUGUAAUUUCUUAUAACAAGAACACAUGGAUGAAGAAUUUGGGGGUUUAAGCUUUUAGCUCCUAGAAAUUUUAUAUAAUAAAUUCCUGCAUUUUGUCACUCUGGAUGUUACUAUUGAAAAAAAGUUUCUUCCAACAUAGUGUCAAAAAAAAAAAUUGCUGAUAUAGAUAAAGGUAAGUGUAAACUUUCCCUACUUUUAUUUUCUCAGAUCCCCAGGUCUACCGGCAAGGCAUUUGAGACCAUCAUUUGGCAGAAAGUUUAUCUCAUACUGAAUUCUGAACUCCUAAAAUCAGUACCUUUUUCCUCACUGGUCUUUGGGCUUGUUACCUAGAUUUAAGCUUUUAGUCCAUGGGAGGCUUCCCAUCUUGGUCUAGUUUUCAUUACUUUGUUCCCCAGAAAGAGAUUUUGUUUUAAUAGGAACAAAACCCCCCAUAAAUUUAUGGGUUAAUUAAAAAUGAUACAUUAAUACCUAGGGCCCAGAUUUUUCACUUAUUUUCUG
Molecule: messenger RNA, 1643 nt
Organism: Lynx canadensis (Canada lynx)
Lineage: Eukaryota; Metazoa; Chordata; Mammalia; Carnivora; Felidae
Gene: CF2H8orf88
Product: chromosome F2 C8orf88 homolog
Exons: 5
Coding region: 9-362 (117 amino acids)
Biological process (GO): negative regulation of translational initiation
Cellular component (GO): cytoplasm
Molecular function (GO): eukaryotic initiation factor 4E binding
Source: RefSeq, a predicted model, not a curated record